AUCUGAGGAAGUGACAACUAUAUGACAACAUUAAUCCGUCUACUUGACAAAUUAAUUUCUGAACACAGUUAAUACCAAUACAAUUUUAUUAAAAACAAAUUCUCCAUGUCUAAGUAAUGCGUUAAAAUCAACAUUUUGUCAAACAUCAAUCGCUAUCAUAUUCUAAGCACCGUCAUUAUCCCCCUUAUGUGUUUGGCAAACAAAAUUUCCGUAUCUGACGUUGAAAAAUGAGCGUAAAUGAGUCCGGCUGUGUCUUCCAAUUUUCUUGAGAAAUGGAAGAAGUCAACCAUUGGACAACUGUUGUGAAAUGUAACCUUUGUGGAGAGAUACCGAGAAACGCCCCUUUGUACCAUUGCCCUCUGCAGCAUCAAUAUUGCAUCGAUUGUUACACGGAUCUUAAGCGUAGGUACAGGGGCUAUCUUAAAAGUGGAGCUACUUGUGUCAUUUGUAAGAUUUCUGGGGUGUUCACUCAGAGCAACAUAAAUACGCAUUUUUUGAAUAAGAUUAAGGCCAAACCGGGGAUCGGAAGACCGUACAGGUACAAUGCUAAUCAGAUAGUCAGUGGAAAAGGAUGCACUAACAACUUUAGCAGAAUAGAAACUAAAGAACAAGACAGAGAAAAUAUAACAAUAGAAGGUUUAUUCCAGCUCCCAACUGAAGAUUUGAAACGACUUUUAGGCAGAAAGAACGGUUAUAGUACCCCGUUUACCACAAAAGAACCACAACCAUUAGGUAUAAUUCCUAAAGCAAACUCUCGCAACUUACCCUCCCAUCAAUCGAAAAUCCCCAUAAAGUGUCCUCACAAAUUUUGCAAGAAAGUAGUGGCACCUUCAACGUUCGUUACCCAUUUCAAACAUGAACAUUCAACCAUUCCUAAAUACUCAGUUGAAAGAGGCAAAGAAUUGUGCAUUCCCUGCGACGUUUCCAUUAUAGAACACUACAGUAACUUUUGUCUAGCUAUGAUUACAGUGUACGAAUUCAACAAAAUUGAUGUGAAACACUCCCACAGCUCGCAGAGCGUUAUUAAAACCUGCGGGAAAUUCAGCCAACAGGUCCCCAUAGAUUCGUUUUGGCUCAUGGUGACUGGAUCUUCGGAGAGAAAACCGAACGUUUCUAGCGCCAUCUAUUGGAUGUUCUGUCCUUCGGAAGAGAGGUAUCAAAUCACCAUAGAGCUGUGCUCGAAGCACGACUCUAUUUCUCUAUCGACAUUCUGCGAAGUUCACAACUCGUGUCAGAAAUUGAAAUUUAAUGAUAUAGCCAGUUGUCUGCAUUGUUUACUCGUGAGCCAGGCUUCUUUCGGCGCUUUGCUACAGGAAGGACCGGAACUAAACUUAAGAAUAACUAUACACUAAUGAAAAUAAUUAAAUUAUUGUACCUGUAAAUGAUUUUAAAUAUAUGCUAUGCUUUAAAAGGGGUUAUGGACGUUUUAAAAGUAGGUUAUAAACGAAUUACGGCUCCUGCAAAUUAGUUGUUUUUAAAAAUGCUCUAAAGGUACCUCAAAACGUUGUAAACAUCUUUUUAAAAUACCUUGUAUAAAUAAAGGAUUUAAUGCGUAAAUAAAAGAAAUAUUUAUUGUGGA
This is a messenger RNA of Psylliodes chrysocephalus, 1579 nucleotides long. The record is from the annotation of a GenBank genome assembly. Lineage: Eukaryota; Metazoa; Arthropoda; Insecta; Coleoptera; Chrysomelidae.